CAGCGUGGCUCAAUCGACCAGUUCGUUGAAAACGUCGUACGUCGACGGUGAUGCUCGAUUUAUCUGUUGAGUCCGAUCGAGAUUUCCAUUCAACCGCGUCGGAGAGUCCAAACGUUUGACUUCGACGGAGAGUGGCUAGGCCAACGACUUUGGUUUAGGCGACAACUUUUUGAGAGAGUCAAUUUAAGCGAGCUCUGAUCCUCGACGAAGGUUCGGAGUGUGACUGUUAGCUUGGUCUAUCGAAGCGACUGUCGUUUCUUUUACCAAUUUUAUACCGAUCGGCAUGACGAUCUCGGUGACCGAAACCGCCCUGGAGAAAGAAGCGAUCGGACGAUGUGCCCGGCCCAGCCGUCGUCUUCGCGUCUGGCUCGCCUGGAUCUAUUGCGUUAUUUUCCUGAUCAGCUCCGCCGCCUUCUAUGCGUUGUGGUACACGGAUGCGUUCGAUGACUACGUGCUGUCACAAUUGAAACUGCGCAACGGCACCCACUCCUUCAAGUGGUGGAUGUAUCCACCCAACAAAACGAAAUUUAAGAUCUACAUCUUCAAUUACACAAACUGGAACGAGUUCGAGGCGGGCAAGGCGAGCAAGCUGCACGUCCAGGAAAUCGGCCCCUACAUAUACAACGCGCCAAUGAAUCGUACGAACGUGGAGUUGCACGACAACGGCACAGUCACCUUCCAAACCAAGACGGCUUUCGAAUGGAUAGGCGGCCGAUUCGACAACGAUACCGUCCUGGUGCCAAACGUGCCGUUGAUGUUCGCCACUGCGUACGUCCGGGACCUGAGCUUCGCGGUGCGAUUCGUCACUAACACGGUGCUGUCGACCCUGCAGGAGGAGCCGUUCAUCAAAGAGACUGUCAAUGGUUUUCUGUGGGGAUACGACACUCAGCUCUUUCACAUGGCCAAGCCGCUAAUGAUGCUCGAGCAGAACAUACCUUUUGAAAAAUUUGGCCUGAUGGCUGGGAAACCAGGUAUCGAUGCGGAUCGCAUCACGAUACAUACGGGAACGCGAGGCAUGGAAAAUUUUGGCGUGAUUGACCGCGUGAAUGGGAUGGAUAGAGGGCACAUUUGGGAUGACGAACAAUGCGAUAAAAUGGGAGGCACCUUGGGCGACAUGUUCCCACCUCAUUUAACAAAGGACACGAGCAAACCCCUCUAUGUAUAUAUUAAAGAGUUUUGCACGAAACUACCUUUCCACUUUACCGAACAUACGACCACCUAUGGCAUACCUUCUCUAAGAUAUAAAUUCAGCCCCGAAGUGUUUAACUUUACGGACAAGCAAAACGAGUGCUACUGCAGGAAAGUACACGGCACGAGAGUCUGCCCGCCUUCGGGACUCUUCAACAUAUCCACGUGCGCUUUCGGCGUACCCUUGCUCUCGUCGUUCCCACAUUUUUAUGGCGCCGACAAGUCCCUGCUGGAGCAAAUAGACGGUUUGAAUCCUCGAAAGGAAGAUCACGAAACUUAUGUAGAUCUACAUCCGCGCAUAGCGGUUCCUAUGCGCGGCUGGUUGAGGCUUCAAGUGAACGUGGAAGUGCGACGGGCGAUCGGCGUGCCGUUUCUCGGGAAUCUGAAGGAUGGCAUGAUCCUUCCACUUUUCUGGGUCGAGUCCGGAGCAGACGAGGUUUCGGAAGAAAUAUUGGAGGUCUUCGAGGACACGCAUUUCACGGUGGCCAACGUGGAGAUGGCUUUGCAAUGGGGCAGUCUAAUAACGGUAAUACUCUCCUUGAGUGCCAUGAUUGUCUGCUUUUGGAAAUGUCGCAUGGAACAGAACAUGGUUCUCCAAAGGACAACGUUCAUUCACAACAACCUUUACGAGGUCUGAUCGGAAACCGCUCGAAAAGAAGAAACGAACGAACGGAGACCGGCGAUCCGUCCAGAAAGACAAAAAAAAAAAAGAAUUCCGAGGUAAUGUCGAUGUCCGAAAAAUAUAAGGUCUAAUUUUUUGGAUGUUUCGAACUUUUUUUAAUCGUGAUCGAGUCGACAUUUAGCUUGAAACAGAGGAUGCGAAUCGUAAAGUUACACAAGAGAACGAAUUUGCAUAGUCAAAUGGAGCUCGGUAAUGUGAAUGAUCAUUGUUGUGCAAUGAGAGUAAUAUACGUAAUUAGCAAGGUAAGCUAAGCAUUUUAAUGCACGCUGAGGGAAUCCGCAGAAUUAAUAGAUCUCUCGAAGAUAAAAAUUCUAAAGAUGCUCGUUCGCAUUUGAAAUAUUUUAACAACUUUGCGGUUUAACGAAGCGUUUACCAAGCAACUUUAUUUUGGAUUUUAUGAAUAAACGGGGACGAUACUUUUAUUUUAAAAGAAUUAAGAAGCAUCUCCUUCUUAGUCGCUCGUCGUGAAAUUAUUUAAGACCGCGGGUGUUAAACAAUCAAUCCGGCGAGAGCAGGAUCUUAAAGGAAUGUCAAUGGACCAGCAAAGAUUUCUUUUAUAAAUUGACGGACCGUUGUUGCACCGUGAGAACGAGACAGAGUAAACACGCCCGCAACGCGGCCAAAACCUGUGAUCGAGCACUUUAGUGCAUCGGGAAUAACAUGCAAUUACGCCGACGACGGUUGCAAUCCGCGUCGACGGUCGUGGCAUUCACGCAUCUCGCCAUGUUAUUACCUGACGGUGUCGCCGACCGCGACACGGUGUGUUACGUCGCGCCGUAAUGAACGACCUGUACUUAAUUAAGCGAUAAUGCGCACACACGCGCGACAGUACGUAUUACAUACGACCGUUCGUUAAAUAAGUUCGCUGUCUUGACGGCGAGAUUCGAUGUAAGCUGUUUUAAUGUAGAAUGUAAGACUUAUCUCACUCUGGGGCCCACAAGAUUUAUUGGUGUGCGCGGGUAUCUUCUUUUUUUUUUUUAAUAAGGAAAGCUACCCAACUCGGAAAAAAUUAUGAAACUAUAACAAUACCUAUAGCGGAUAGCUUGUAAUAAAGUAUUCUUUUAAUUGCUACCACAAAUUUAUCUAGAAGAGGUAAAAUCGAGCCGUGAAAAUUGGUCCAUUUUUCAUUUUUGUUUCAAAAAGAGAUAAAACAAAAUUUAAAAAAAGAGAAAAUUUAUUUCCUUUAAUGAUUUUUUAAUUAAAAAAGAAAACGUAAUUGUUUAAUAAUAAAAAAAACUAAAAAUAGGCCAAUUUUCAGGAAUUAAUUUUAUCCUUCUGUGUGAAAAAUAUUGUUUAUUACAUAUCAAGAUGUUCUCUGUGUAUCAUUAAGUGUUUAUUUUAUAAUUUGCUGAAUAUUCGAGUUGGAAAAACCUUCCUUCACAAGUCUAAAUACGGAGAAAAGUGACGCGAGUUCUCCGUCAAGAUUCUACGUACUUGAUAUUGUACACAUAUAUGUAAGAAAUCAUACGGCAUGCGUGCCGUUAUCUUUCAUCGUAUUACGCUAGCUGAAAAAAAAAGUUCAAUUUUAAUACAACACACAGUAGAUAUUUA
Solenopsis invicta (red fire ant) is the source of this 3421-nucleotide messenger RNA. Its product is annotated as scavenger receptor class B member 1. Bases 284 to 1825 code for a protein of 513 amino acids. The record is from RefSeq and is a predicted model, not a curated record. The transcript has 4 exons. NCBI's taxonomy places the organism in Eukaryota, Metazoa, Arthropoda, Insecta, Hymenoptera, Formicidae. Gene Ontology annotation, cellular component: membrane; cytoplasm. Gene Ontology annotation, molecular function: scavenger receptor activity.